Limulus polyphemus (Atlantic horseshoe crab) is the source of this 1926-nucleotide messenger RNA. It is a transcript of the gene kin17, whose product is annotated as DNA/RNA-binding protein KIN17-like. The transcript has 13 exons. Bases 187 to 1380 code for a protein of 397 amino acids. Gene Ontology annotation, cellular component: nucleus. The record is from RefSeq and is a predicted model, not a curated record. Gene Ontology annotation, molecular function: double-stranded DNA binding. Gene Ontology annotation, biological process: DNA replication; DNA damage response. Lineage: Eukaryota; Metazoa; Arthropoda; Merostomata; Xiphosura; Limulidae.
GAGGAAAACUGCUUGGCUGACUUCAUAACAUUAGUUACUCAACGCGGGGGUGAUGCUCGAACUUUAAUGGCAGUUUAUAAUUUAUAUAACUUGUUAGUUUUAUUAAACUUAAAUACACACAGAUAAAGAAAGAAAAGUAAAACGGGAAUUUUAUUAGAAUAAUUUUCAGGUUAAGCCAAGAACAAAAUGCCAAAGCAUGACUUCUUAACACCUAAAGCCAUAGCCAACAGAAUCAAAGCUAAAGGGCUUCAAAAACUACGAUGGUAUUGUCAGAUGUGUCAGAAACAGUGUCGAGAUGAGAAUGGCUUCAAGUGUCAUACCUUGUCUGAAUCUCAUCAACGACAACUGUUGCUGUUUGCUGAAAAUCCAGACAAGUAUAUAGACAGUUUCUCAGAAGAAUUCUUAAACACUUUUAUGGAGCUUUUGAAGAGAAGAUUUGGGACAAAGCGUAUCCAUGCCAACCAAGUAUAUCAAGAAUACAUCGCUGAUCGAGACCAUCUUCACAUGAAUUCUACUCAGUGGGAAACUUUGACUGAUUUUGUCAAAUGGCUUGGCCGAGAGGGGCACUGUACUGUUGAUGAGACAGAAAAAGGGUGGUUUAUUACAUAUAUAGACAGAGAUCCAGAAACCAUUCGCAGACAAGAAGCUGUGUCCAAAAAAGAGAAAUUGGACAUGGAUGAUGAAGAAAGAAUGGCUAAAUUUCUACAGAAACAGUGCCAUGCGGUUUCUGUUCAGGAAUUGAUCCUAGCCAUUAAGAUGGUUUGCACCCAUGCAUUUGUUGGUUCAAAGUCGGUAGAUACUUUUACUUUCAGAUUGUCUGGAUCUGCCAAAGGCCAUGAAGUAAAGGCCACAACAUCUAAAUUACCAACAAACACAAAUCCUUUGAAUAAUAUACUUGUGCCACCUGGUGGAGAAAAAAGGAAAAUACAAAAAAAUGAAGUAGGAGAGAAGAAGAAAAAAUGUGUUCUUGAUGAAAUAAUGGAAGAACAAGAAAAGGCUAAAGAAAGACUGAAUCGGAAAGAUUAUUGGCUAACUCCUGGACUAGUUGUGAAAAUUAUUUCAAAGCAACUAGGUGACAAAUACUACAAGAAAAAGGGGGUAGUUCAGGAGAUGAAAGACCUGUAUGUAGGUAUCGUGAAAAUGCUCGACUCGGGUGACGUACUAAAGCUAGACCAAGCUCACCUAGAAACCGUCAUUCCAGCUCUAGGACGACCCGUGCGAGUUUUGAAUGGAGCCUACAGAGGAUGUGAUGCCGUACUAAUGGAUAUAAACCAAGAAAAGUUUUGUGUUACUGUUAAAAUUGAUUCGGGUCCAACGAGAGGAAGAAUCGUAGAUGGUAUUAAGUAUGAAGAUAUUUCAAAAAUCUAUAAGACCUCUUGACCAGAUAAGAUUCUGCAGCAACCCUUCACUGCCUGCGAUAAGUUUUUUCAAAAGAAUCUUGGUUGCUAUAGAAACAUUUGAAGAACUUUUUAAUAAAGUAUCCAGAUGCUGAAGAAGAUUUUCAAAACUUGUACUUGGCAAGAAUGAUGAGGUUUUUCUGCAAAAAAAUAUUAAUAUACAAUUGCUUAGUUUUAUAUGGAAAUUUCUGUACCGAAAAACUUAAAAUCAUUUUGUAUUUGAUGUAACACGUACGUAAAAAUUAAUACAAAGGCAUAAUUUGGGUGUAAGUCUAUUAAAUUUGUUUGGAAAACAAAAUUGACAGAAGUAGUUGGUGCGAAGAUAAUAGGAUUUAGAAACUAAAGUAUAGUGUAUGAAGCUAUGGAAUCUUAAGUGUAAUAACUCUUGAAAACUUGACAAGUUACACUUAAAAAUUUGUACGCUCCAAACACAAUCAUCUGUUGAAUGUUUUUAGAAAUCUUUCAUUUUCAAUUCUUGUAGUGAGAAAUACCAGUUGUGUAUGUAUAUACCUUUUUUACAGUGUUUUCU